AUGUACACUGUCCUUAUGGACAAGUUUGCCAAUGGUGACCCUUCAAAUAAUCAGUUCUUCAACUCCCCAUACAAAUGGGAUUGGAGAGAAACCCAACUUCAUUUUGGCGGUGACCUCAAAGGUCUAAUCUUGAAAUUGGACUACAUCCAAGGCAUGGGCGUCAAGGCCAUAUAUCUCUCAGGUACAAUAUUCUUGAACAUGAUAUGGCAAGCCGAUAGUUAUUCUCCUCUUGACUUCUCCAUUUUGGAUCCUCAUUGGGGUACUAUUGAUGAUUGGGUAAACUUUGUCGACAUCCUGCAUGCACACGGCAUUCGGAACCAUGUCCGAAGGGUCAUUAAUGAGCAUAAUACUUCUUGCCAACUUCCCGUCUUUUGGCAAGAUGAUGGAACAAUCCAGCCUGUAAUGGGACAUGACGGUUGUUACGAGUCUGACUUUGACCAAUAUGGUGACAUGGACGCUUUUGGUCUUCACCCGCCUGGCAGCGACCGUCUCCGCAAAUGGAAGCCUUCCAUUAUGGACAAACUCACUACCUUCUCCUGCAUGACCACCACAGCCCUUGAUAUUGAUGCCAUUCGUGUCGACAAGUCCACACAGCUCACCAUCAAUGGCCUAACCGCUUGGGCAUCUGCAACUUGUGCUUGCGCCACUAAUCUUGGAAAGAAGAACUUUUAUAUCACCAGUGAAGUCACUGGCGGUGACACCUUUGGGUCCCUAUACCUUGGAUGUGGCCACACCCUGACUAUAUUGCCCCCCUGGAUUUUUCCAUUGUCGAAUGGCCUCGACGGCUACGUGUUCCAUUACUCAAUAUACCGCUCCCUCAUCCGUUUCCUUGGAGUGGACGACAAAUUGGUCCUCACGUCUGAUCUCAACACCAACUUUAUCACCGCUUGGAAUCAGAUGCUCGUGACCAACGACUUCUUGAAUCCAGACACCGGCCUCGCCGAUCCAAAGCAUUUAUUCAGGAACAAGCAAUUUUGA
This is a messenger RNA of Suillus plorans, 978 nucleotides long. RefSeq names its product glycoside hydrolase superfamily. Lineage: Eukaryota; Fungi; Basidiomycota; Agaricomycetes; Boletales; Suillaceae. Gene Ontology annotation, cellular component: fungal-type cell wall. The coding region runs from base 1 to 978 and encodes 325 amino acids. Gene Ontology annotation, molecular function: alpha-1,3-glucan synthase activity. Gene Ontology annotation, biological process: fungal-type cell wall (1->3)-alpha-glucan biosynthetic process. The transcript has 7 exons. The record is from RefSeq and is a predicted model, not a curated record.